GUAUUCUAUAUCAAAUUUAUUAAACUGUCGUAAGAGAUAUUGUUAGGUUUUGUUAGAUUCUUUGCGACUAUGAAAAGCGACGAUGAGACGGCUAAACUAGCUUUGAUGGAGGAGGAAACGAGAUGCGAAGAUGAAGAAACCACAAGCAUGGAAGACGAAAGCGAUACCGAUAGCGGACGCGCAUGGAGUGUCGACACAGAAGACGAUGAAGUCGUGAGACUUCCUAGAAUAAAUUAUUUAAACAUGCAAGAUCCGGAACCGGAGUGGGAUGUGGACAGUUUCGAUGGUUACGAAUGCUACGACUCUGAGGACCGUAAAAGCUUCUCUGACGAGGAGGAGUACGAAGAGUUCCGCGUAUUUAAAAUCCAGACCUGGAAGAAUAGGGGGUUUUUUGAAAAAGAUCCUUUCAGGUCUAUCUUCCCCCUUACUGAUCUGGAAGAACCUUGGACAACCAUGACUACGAGGGAAUAUUUCGCGGAUAUUGCUUCCUUGUGUGUUAAGAAACUCAAUGAAGAGAAGGGUACCACUGUGGAAGUUGUAAGCAUCGUGAGAGGCAAUCUAAAAGUAGGAGAUGGUUGGAAGCUGUACAUCACUUUUAUGGCUCGAGAGUAUACCAAUGGUCCUCUCGUGGAGUAUCAAGCUAAGGCCAUGGAUUUUGGAGCAAAACCUCCCUUUCCCAUUCUUUGCAGAGCAGCUUCUACCAUAUCCUAACCUAAGACUUGUAUAGGUAUCUUUAACUCUUUAUUAUGCUUAGUCAUUUAUUCUCAGUUUAACUACUUAGUAUUUUGUUUAGAAUUACUUAUGAGCUUUGUCAAUUUUUGUGGAGGAAUUGAUGUAAA
Molecule: messenger RNA, 839 nt
Organism: Raphanus sativus (radish)
Lineage: Eukaryota; Viridiplantae; Streptophyta; Magnoliopsida; Brassicales; Brassicaceae
Exons: 3
Coding region: 70-711 (213 amino acids)
Source: RefSeq, a predicted model, not a curated record